Messenger RNA from Saprolegnia parasitica CBS 223.65, 1644 nucleotides. RefSeq lists its product as hypothetical. Lineage: Eukaryota; Oomycota; Saprolegniomycetes; Saprolegniales; Saprolegniaceae. The transcript has a single exon. Gene Ontology annotation, cellular component: membrane. Gene Ontology annotation, molecular function: ammonium channel activity. Gene Ontology annotation, biological process: ammonium transmembrane transport; ammonium homeostasis. The record is from RefSeq and is a predicted model, not a curated record. Bases 68 to 1561 code for a protein of 497 amino acids.
AGCGAAACUUCGCACGCCGACUCCAUUCAUUUUCCUUUUUGCCUCGAGCCCGCACUUUCCUCACACAAUGGAUUGGCAAGCGUCGUCGCUCAUCACGAUCGACGUCGGUGGCACGACCCACACGCUCACGUGGGGCGAAUUCACCGCGUCGGUCGCCGAGGCCCAAACCGCCACCACUCAUGGCGCGUCCCUCGACCUCUUCUGGCUCCUCUUUGGCGGCGUCCUCGUCUUCCUCAUGAUGCUGGGCCUCGCGCUCCUCGAAAUCGGCUGCGUGCACAAGAAGAACACCAAGCACAUCAUCAUUCGCAUCCUCGGCGACUGCUGCAUCACGGGCUUGACGUUCUAUGCGGUCGGGUACAGCUUUGCGUUCAUGCACGGCAAUGGCUUUAUCGGCACGACGGGCUUCUUCAUGCAAGGCGCUGCGUUCACGGGUGCAUCGGCGACGCAGGCGUUCCGCGGCCACCACUACGCCGACUGGUUCUUCCAGUGGGCGAUCGCGUCCGUGGCCGUCAACAUUUGCCACGGCGCGGUCGCCGAGCGCAUCUCGCUGCCGGCGUACUCUGUCUACUCGUUCUGCGCGAGUCUUUUCAUCUACCCGGUCUGCGCGCACUGGGCGUGGGCCGAGACGGGCUGGGCGAGCAUGCUCAACGAAGGCAACCUCCUCUUUGGCAUUGGUGUCAUGGACUUUGCCGGCACUGGUUGUCUGCACAUGUUUGCGGGGACGUCGGCGCUCGUUGGGUGCCUCUUGUUGGGUCCACGCCUCGGCAAGUUUACGGCCGAGGGCCACGGCCACCUCCCGUCGCAGUCGGUGCUGCUGCAAUUCAUGGGCACGAUGAUUCUCUGGUUUGGCUGGUACGGCUUCAACUGCGUCUCGACGCUGAGUCUCGAGGGCACGAAGGGCGACGUCAUGGCCAAGGUCGCGGUCAACCUCACGCUCUCGGCGUGCACGGCCGGCCUCGUCACGUCCAUCUUGUACAAAGUGCUGGUCGCGGGCCACUUUGACAUUUCGCAGGCCAACAACGGCAUCCUCGCAGGCUGCGUGGCUGUCACGGGGUCGUGCCCCGUGAUUGAGCCCGAGGCUGCCAUCGUCCUCGGCGUCCUUGGCGCGCUCGUGUACCUCUCGAUUGCGCAUUUGCUCGAGCGCGCGGGUAUCGACGACGUCGUCGACGCGAUUCCCGUGCACUUGGGCUGCGGCUUUCUGGGCACGUUGGCGCCUGGCAUGUUUGCGUCCCCAAGCGGCGUCAAGACGUUUUACGGCAGCAACCGGACCAACUGCGGCUUCUUUUACACCUGCGAAGGCGGCGGCGGCAAGCAGUUUGGCGCGCAGAUCGUGUACGCGCUCGCUGUCUUUGCUUUCGUCGGUGUCUGCGUGAGCCUUGUCUUUGGCAGCAUGAAGGCCAUCGGGUGCCUCCGCGUCUUGGCCGAAGCCGAGCGCAUGGGCAUGGACGCGUUCGAGCACGGCGGGUCGGCGUACGAUGAUGGCGAAAUCGACGAGCACACCAACAAGGAGAGCUACAACAACUCGCUGCAGAGCCCGGUCGCGCGUCGCGACGUUGUUUAGGUUUAAGCUGCUUUUUAUUGGAAUAAUCCAUCUGAAGUGGACAGUUUUGUCUGUAAAAUGCAGUAAAAAUGUUGGAAUCACAA